Messenger RNA from Strongylus vulgaris, 744 nucleotides. Lineage: Eukaryota; Metazoa; Nematoda; Chromadorea; Rhabditida; Strongylidae. The record is from the annotation of a GenBank genome assembly.
GAAGACUCGCCGAAAUCAGUGCCAUCUCCACCUGCUGAACCAGUAGAAACAGCUCCCAUGUUGAAAACUUCUCCUUUACCAGAAUUGAACACCUCUGCUCCAAGCAAUCGCUCUGAAAUCAGUCCAUCACCACCCAAGGAUCCUCAUCCCACCUUGGAAGAAGUCUCUGCCUCCAAGAUCGACGUCUUGGAUAAGCCACUGGGAAUGAGGGAAAUGAUAACCCUUCAAUCGUUCGCUGACAGUUUAGACGAAUCGAAACUUCGAAGUGGGAAGACCGACCUCGUGUCAAUCAGAACUGAUUCUCUCAAAGCAGCUAAGCGGAGGUCUUGGGCUGCUUCUGAAGGUACGACCUUGUCAGAAGCUGAUACAAUCCGGCGCAUCCUUGAAGAGCAACGGAGAGGAAAAAAUCAUUUCAUUCCAGAACUGCCCACUUCGCACGAAGAGCCAAAAGCAGAAGUCACCGAAAACGAGAAGGAAACCUCUUCUGAAUCAGAAAGAACUGCUGCAACUGAUGAUGAGUCAGUGGUCAAAAGCGAUGAUGAGCCACUAGAAAUUGAAGUUGAUCGUCGGACUGUAAAAGGAAUAUUGCGUCCUUUGGGCUUGAAAAAGGAACGACGGAGAAUCGAGUUCGACCCGCUUGCACUGAUGUUAGAUGCGGCUUUGGAAGGAGAGUUGGAUUUGGUAAAAUCCAGUGCAGCAAAGGUAAAAAUUGUUGCAAAUCUGCUUUAUCCUUUUGCUAAUUAA